This is a messenger RNA of Acaromyces ingoldii, 525 nucleotides long. RefSeq lists its product as hypothetical. The record is from RefSeq and is a predicted model, not a curated record. The transcript has a single exon. Lineage: Eukaryota; Fungi; Basidiomycota; Exobasidiomycetes; Exobasidiales; Cryptobasidiaceae. The coding region runs from base 1 to 525 and encodes 174 amino acids.
AUGGCACUCGUUCGAACUACAAUGCAAGCUAUCCUGCUACUCGCCUUCUCGGCCGUCUUUGUGUUCCUGCUCAGCCCGACUACCUUAGCUGCCGCUUCGAGCGACCAGUCUGCCCCUAUGCGCAGACGGGACAACGGCGCAGGACAAAUGUCGACUCGAAACGAGCAUGAGCGGUUCGCUAGGCGCGAGUAUGCCUUUUCUUCGUCCUCGGUGUCCUUCAGCAGCAGCAGUGGCACAACGCAGUCCUCAUACACAAAGAAUGUGAUUCUGUUGAAUGGUCACUCAGUCACCGUUGAGGACGUUGGCGAUGGAAAGGGACCACAAAUUACCCAUACCAGCAACAAGAAUGGAAAGUGGGCCAACAACGGCCAGCACGUGGUGGCCUCUUCGUCGAUCAACGGAAAGACAGUCAAGGUCGAGGAUAAGGGCGACGGAAAAGGACCACAGAUCAAGACAGAUGACAAGAAGGACCACAAAGACCACAAGAAGGACCACAAGAAGGACCACAAGAAGGACCACAAGUGA